Molecule: messenger RNA, 2493 nt
Organism: Trypanosoma theileri
Lineage: Eukaryota; Euglenozoa; Kinetoplastea; Trypanosomatida; Trypanosomatidae
Product: putative leucine-rich repeat protein
Exons: 1
Coding region: 1-2493 (830 amino acids)
Biological process (GO): Golgi to vacuole transport; retrograde transport, endosome to Golgi; endocytic recycling
Cellular component (GO): GARP complex
Molecular function (GO): syntaxin binding
Source: RefSeq, a predicted model, not a curated record
AUGUCAAUGGAGAUGAGUAAUAAUGAACUCUCAGUAAACGAGAAGACUGAGCAUGUAUCGCUUAGACCAGAUGAAAUUGAUGAGUUAAUGCGUGGUAAUUCUGAUGUUGAGCGGGAUAUUAUUACGAAUUACCUUAUGGAUGAAAUGGAUCUUCACAGUGUUCUUCAGCAUCAUGAGGCAAAACUAUCUGCCCUACGUGAAGAUUUUAUUCAAGCUCAUGUGGAUGAGGCAGAAAAUAUUUGUUCUUUAUAUAUGGAAUUUGUGGAGUGUGAAGAAAAAUUAGUACAUUUUGAGGAAGAAAUUAUCGCAUUUCAGCGUAGAUUAGCAGAUUCUGCAGAUGAUAUGGUAAAAAUGCAACAACAAACCGUUUCACUAGUACGAAGUAUUAAUAAUAGACGUCUUGGAAGUUCCAAACUUAAUGAAUUAUAUAGUGUACUGGAAAAAUGUGAUACCUUUUGUGAUGAUAUUGCCCAAAAGGAAGUUGACAAGGAGUACUUGGAAAAUAUCGCAGAGUUAGAGAAAAAACUUUCUUUUCUUUCUUCAAAUAAAGAACUUGCAGGAUCAGCUGUUGAUUUGGAAACAAGACCACGUCUAGAAGCUGCAGCUUUACGAGCUGGUGAUAAAUUACAAAGAUAUCUCACCAAACGAAUAAUUACAUUUGCAUCAGCAGGGAAUCUUUCAAGUAUUCACCAGUUACAAAAGACAUUACUAGAAGAAUCAGGUCAAAAUGCUAUGAAUUUUUUAAAAAGUUAUAAUAGACCUGUAGCACAACGAAUUUUUCAAGAAUAUUUAAAACGUAUGUCAGAAGUUUUUGCUCGUUUUGUUCGUUUAGCACUUCGUGGAUUUAGUGAAAUGUGUACAUUAAAUGCCAGUAGUGUAGAUACUAUAAUUCUUGCAGAUGAUGUACAUGAUUUAAUUUGUAAUCGUGAUGCUGGUUCGCCCAAAGGUAAUCACGUUACCGUAGCUGCUUCUGCUCUAGUAUUUCCUGUUCAACCUUUUCCAAGACGUGAACGAAGUGUUUCUCAGCAUAUGCGUAAUUUUACAGAUCGAGUUUUAAAAUCUGAUCGUCCUAUUGUUAUGCGAGAUGCUACAAUACAAGAUACUAUUUUGGCAUUAGAUGCAUUUAUUAUUUGUAAUGGUAUUCUUACACUUGAUGAGGCAAAAGUUCAAAAAUUAGAAGGAGUUAAUUCUUGGGUUUGGCAAUUUAUGCGUUGUAUACAACUUAUUGUAGAACUAUAUGUUUCUGAAAGCCGUUUUAUUGCUCAGUUUUUUUGUUCAUCCUCAUGUGAAGAAGAUUUUGAUGAGACCGAGUCAUUAACACGUUCUGUAUUGCAAAAAUCCCUUGAUUUUACUUUAAGUGGUAUAUUAGAAGAUAUGUCACUAGUGACUGAACGACAAGGUGUUCUUGCUGGACUUCGUGUAGUUGAAAUUGUAAAAGGAUAUCUUUGUCAAUUACAAGAUCCGGUACCACUUCUUCUUCUUAGUGGAGUUAUGGAGUUAACCAAAAAUACACUAACAAGUACACUUCAUAGUGUUAUGGCAAAUGAUCAAAAAUCAAUACAAUUUUUAACAACAUUACGACUUUCACCUUUCUUAUUAGCUCCAAAUGAAACUAUGAUAAGUUCAAGUAAACUGCUUGAAGAUAGGGGAUAUGCUACUACUUUAGGACCACAUCGUAUUAUACAGAGAUUCUCUCAUAUUACAGGAGAAUUAGAAUUACUAAAUUCUGCCAACUUUAAUGGAUCCAUGGUAAAUGGACAGGAAGUAUUAGUGUAUGAUAUUGCCGUAUCUAAUGUUAUUUAUCGUGAAUUAGAAACUGUUUCAGAAUUUAUAUUAACACUUGCGAAGCGACACAAAAAUUCAUUGGCACAGCAUAUAUUUGCUGUAAAUAAUUUUUUUUAUAUUUUGGCAUUAUGGCGUCGAUUAGCAACAAAAUUACCAAAAAUAGAAAAGAGGGAACCAUUGCUUUAUGUUGCACCUUCUUUACAUAUUACUUGUAUUGAAAAUCAUCUUUCUAAUGAACUUGCACGGUUUGUAGACUAUGAUUCUAGAGCUAGUGGUACCUUUGGAUAUUUAUUUGACUUUAUUCAAGCCGCUGAAUCAAAAAUGGGAAGUGAAUUCUUUACUGAGAAUGGAUCUGCAGAGUCUUCCGCGGAAUUAUUAUCCACUCCACUUGGGGAAAGUGAAACAAUGCGGACGAUUUUGCAUUUUAAUCAGAGUUGGCAGUCUCAGUUAUCAGAGGUAAGUAAUCAGGUAAAGAAAAUUGUCAAUUUAACAAUGUCUACGGCAACAACACCUGAUAAAUUAUUAUUAAACUGUGAAAAGGAGUUACAACAUCUUAUCUUAAGAGAGUAUACACGUAAUAUUUUAGAGGCCAACACAAAAUUACAUGCAAUAGCCACACGACUAUUCGGAAAAAAUAGUGAUAUGCAUGCAAAACUAACGAGCAACACAACUGUGUUGCAGGAAGUGAGAAAAGUACUGGAAUCAUAA